Messenger RNA from Chenopodium quinoa (quinoa), 3665 nucleotides. RefSeq names its product WPP domain-associated protein-like. The transcript is spliced from 5 exons. NCBI's taxonomy places the organism in Eukaryota, Viridiplantae, Streptophyta, Magnoliopsida, Caryophyllales, Amaranthaceae. The record is from RefSeq and is a predicted model, not a curated record. The coding region runs from base 502 to 2982 and encodes 826 amino acids.
CCUAAUUAACGCCUAUGCUUACUCCGCAACUCAUAUAAACGGCUACAAGUACUAUUGAUUAUAGUUGACCAAAUCCAGCAAGACUGGCACUCUGGCAGCAAAUAUAGCAAGUGAAGUAUUCUCUCUCCUACUCAUACUAGUCAUACAUCAACUUCAUCACUCAACAAAAAAACCCUUUCCUCUACUCUUCUUCUUACUACAAAUACAAACAAAUAAAUUAUCCCCAAAACCUCAAUUUCCUCAAACCUAGCCCCACCACCUUACCUUCCUCUCACCGUCCGCCGUCUCCGGUCACCGGGCCACCGCUUUCUCACUCGCCAACCACACCAACUCGUCGGCUCAUUCCUUCGCUUCUCCCGGCCUCCGGCGUCGGUGGUUUCGGCUUGCCGGCUUCGACCGACGCUCAGCAACUAAGCCGUUUAGCCGACAAAGGGGUUGUGUUAUUUGUACUCUUAAAGUAGGGUGAAUUAGUUCUAUCCCCCUUUUUGGAAAUAAGGGCAGAUGGAAAAGUUACAUGCUUAUGAGAAUGGUGUAGUUUCAACAAAUCACCUUGAUUAUGGCAGUGAUGGGUCUUGCCAAUCAGAAACUUGCAAUAUUUACGAAAGCAAGACUUUGGGUGAUGAUAUCAUUGAUGAUUUGGAUUCUUAUAUGGAGGACAUAAAUGACCGUCUAACCAUCUCAAGAAUGGUAAGUGAUUCAAUUAUCAGAGGCAUGAUUAAUGCUGUAUCACAAGAGGCUGCUGAGGUCGUAGGUGCUAAAGAAUUAGAAGUAGCUAGGCUGAAGGAAGUGCUCUGUCGAAUUGGCUACAGUGAAAUUGAUGCAUCCAUUACCCUGAGUAAGCAUGAUGAUAUAGAAUUGCAGGAACAUGGUAUAAAGUCUCUUGGUGUAGUUAAUCUGUCUGUUAAAGAACAACUGGAAAGGCUUGGACAAUGUAUUGCAAAGGCUGGAAAUUUUGAAAAGAGCUUAAUAAUGAAAAAUGAUUUGGAUGAAGCAUUUUAUUGUCUUAAAGCUACACUAAAAGCUUUGUGUCAACGUGUGAAUGAAAUUGUUUAUCCACCAGAAUCUUCUGUAGAAGAGUGGAAGGUGGAGUUGGAUAUCUGCCAAAAUGUGGAGGCAAUGGUGUUCAGCUCUGUUGUUCAGGGUUUACAAUGCGAAUAUGAAAAACAGAUUUGGGAUGUUAGUAAUAAUUUAGUGUUGAAUGAUAGGUUCAAUGUAAUUUCAAGCCUACGUCAUGAACUAGACUCCAUCCAAAAGUGUUUUGUUGGACCUGAAGUUGGGAAUCUUAGUUCACAAGGGUCUGCUGAGAUGGAUCAUUUUCAUCGUAAGGUUUCAAGCAAUCAUGGUUUACCAUCUGCUCAGCUUUCGAAUGGAAAUGGUAACGGUGAGGAGUCUAAAGUUUUUCUUCCUGAGAAUUUUGAGACUUCUCCACUGAAACACAUGACUAAACAAGAUCUCUAUCAGCACUUUAGGACCGUGAUAACUGAGAUGAAACGGGGACAUGAGUCUACUGUGCAGCAAAUGACAGAUGUAAAUUUUUCUUUGAGGCGUGAACUUCUGAAAGAGCGGGAACUCAUGAAGGAAAAAGGAUCUUUUGCGGCAUUUAAGAAGGAUAAGGAUUUCGAAAAUUUGAAGAAAAAGAUUCCAGAGGUUAUUGCAAAGUUGGAUGACAUUGUUAGGGAAAAUGAAAAAUUGUCUGAGUUUUGUAAUCAUUCCAAGGACACAAUGGGUAGCCUACUUACUGAAAAUUGUCACCUCAAGAACUUACUCCGUGGACAGAUAAUAGAACAUUCUAGGGCUGAGGAGAAUCUUCAGAGAGAUCACAAGUCUGCUAUUUCUGAUGAACAUAUCAAAGCAUCUAUUAGUGAAGAGGUCUACAAAUGCAUAAUUAGGGAGAUGGAUGGACUGAUCAACUGUACCUCUGAAGAUGGUGAUGUGAAGUCUAGAAUCACACAAGAUGUCUGUGGGACUCAUGGAGAUUUUCAUCCUGUUGUAAUUGCCAGUGAAUCAGACUAUGAAGAGUUUUCAUGUUUGCAGUCUUCUAUUAUACAACAGAUUAACGGAAUAAUUUACCAAGAAGCAUUAGAAGAUAUGUCAAUGGAACUCACUGGGUUAAAGGACAGAUGUCUAACGGACAGCAAAAGUUUGGAUUUUCUUCAAAGGAAAGUCUCCGAAAUAGAGAACGAAUUGGCAAUGAAGGUUGAAGAAAAUAUAGAUUUGAAGCAUCAGGUUCUUGUGCUUGAAAGUUCAGUCAAAGAAAAAGAGAAAUCAUUGCUUGAAAUUACAGUUCUCCUUGAGAAAGACAAGGUGCAGUUUACAGCGGAGCUUGAUAAGUUAUUACACUUGAGAGCAGAACAGGAGGCUCUUAUAUCUGACAAAAAUGAAGAAUUAGUUUUGCUGAAGGGCAAAAUGGAAGACUAUCUGAAGCAAAUAGACUCUUAUACACUUGAAGUGGACAAUUUGAAUCAAGGGCUUAAAUCGUCUGAACAAAAGUUGAGGAUGUCUAAUGAAGAGAAGACAAAGUUAAUAUCAGUCUUAGAACUGAAGCAAAUUGACAUGGAAUUAAUGAAGGAUAAAGACGAUGUACACAUUAAGCAUCUGCAAUCUCUAUGCCAUGUUAUCCAGGGAUUAUCUAAGUCAUUUGGCGAUUUUGAACUCAGAAUAAAAGAAAGUAUUGGCUGGCACAAUGUGAGGCUGGAGAAUUCAGCCUUUCAGUUACAAUCUCUGAUUCCCAAGGUUAAUGUGCUCCGACGGACGGGUUUCUUAUACAAAGAAAGGCUGGAAAAGAAGUGUUCUGAUCUUCAGAAAGCUGAAUCUGAGGUGGAUCUUUUAGGGGACGAGGUGGAUGCUCUAUUGAGCCUUCUUGAAAAGAUAUAUGUAGCACUUGAUCAUUACUCCCCAAUAUUGCAACAUUAUCCCGGGAUCAUUGAGAUUCUAAAGCUUGUUAAAAGAGAACUAAGUGGAGAGGCAGUAAAGGCUGGUUGACUGCCAGUUGCUUAGAUAUCUUCGAGAUGUUUCCAUUGGCUAUUGCUUGAUUGGUUGUGUUUAUACGUCAUCCAAUUAUUCAAGUGUAUAUAGUCUGUCAGCUUAAGCAAUACUCAAGUUGUUACGUCUCAAAAGUAGAGAGAGAGAGAUGCUCUUCAUGGAACAGUUUUGAAACUCUAGGCCACCCCAUAAGCUCAUCCCUUUCUUCUGCCCCUCUUCUACUUGUUUCUCAGUCUUUCUUAGCUCUCCAUGGAUCAUUCUUCAUCCACUCCCUUCUCACGCCUGGAUCUUGUCCUUCAUCUGCUCAAUUCUAGCCUAAUUUGAUGCAAGCUUCAUUAUACAGUGGUGUGCCUUGGUUGGCAUGGCACUGGGUGUCCUUGGCCAACUGUGCACAUGACGAUCUGCUUGGUUAGUUCUCUCAUCUUGUCCAUAUUGUGUAUAGUUUUUGUUAAUCUUGGAUUCAUUAGCAGAGCUCCAAUCACAAAUUAGGUAUGAUUUGUAAUUUACAUUUUUGCCUUUUUUUGCUGUUAUCUUCCUGUCUGAGCAAUGCACUUUUAAUUUUCAGUAGGGUAAAAGGCGGUAGUUUGCUGUUAUUUUUCUGCUGUAUUCCUUUGGACUUUUUAUUAAGAUUAUUUUCUAGUUCUUUCCUUUGGUAUAUGAGCAUUUUGGAACCGCUUACGUUA